GUGAAACACCCUUUGUGGAUAGUAUGAGGUAUAAAUUUUUGUUACUUAGUUGUUUCAGUCAUGUUUGAUUUUUCAUGACCGCAUUUUGGGGUUUUCUUGGCAAAGAUACUGGAAUAGUUUGUCAUUUCCUUCUCAUUUUAUAAAUGAGGAAGUGAGGCAAACAGGGUAAAGGGACUUGGUCGGGGGGAAUUGUUUGGGGUUGGAUUUGAAUUCAUGAAGAUGAGUCUUCCUGAUUCUGCUCUUUCCAUUGUACCACCUCCAUGACCCUUAAUAUAAAUCAGAGAGAUGUAAAAGGAGUAUCUUGGGGCAGGGCCCAGCUGAGAUUAGGUAACAAAUUUGCAGGGGACCUAGCUGGCUUUUUUGGAGAGGAGGUAGCUGGGAGAAGUAACACCAGAGUUAAGCAUGGGUAAAAUAAGGGGACGAGAGAUUAGGAGUAAAAGGAUAGUGUGUAUGGUACUGAACUGAUGAAGAAUAAAGCUGAGACUGGCUAGGGAGAAAGCGAAGCCUGAGGAGACCCGGGGAAGGACCGAGGAGGGGUCGAGGCUGGGUUUUUAAGGCAUGGGCAAUGGCACAUUGAGAAGGGAUGGGAAGGCGAAGGUUGUGUUUAUUUCAGUGUGACUGGGAGAGGAAGGUAAAUGAAAGACCCGAGGAUGGAAGGAAACAUGAACAUAUAUGUUUGUCCUUUUUAUUUAAAGGUAUAGUUGGGAUAGAGAGGAAGAUGAAGAAAGAGUCGAGAAGAAGUGAUACAGGAGGAAAGAGAAGUAGUCGGAGGUCAGAAACGGGAAAAAUAUUAAAACUUCUAGUGUAAGAAAACCCUAGGCACAUAAUUUCAAGGCAAACUCGGGGGUAGGGCUGAGAAGGGGAGAUGCAGCCAAGAGGGAGCCCUUUGCUCUCCAAGGGACUUCCAGAGGCACCCAAAUGACCCUCAUGCUAUGACCCCGACCCGCACCUCUGAAGACUUCUCUCUUUCAAAUGCCUUCCCUCAGACCUAUCCCUAAAUUAGCCGAGACACGCCCCUUUCCCAAAAGAUCUUCAGGACACCCGCCUCCUCCCUAAAAGAUUCCUCUUCCCCCACAGUGCCCCCCGACACGCCCCUUUUCCAUAUGACCUCGUGACACGGCCCCUCCCUAAAUGACCCCUGUGACCUUCGUUGACCUCCCCGCCCCUGCUUCUUCCCUAACCUCCUACAGCGGGAAACCUGAGGUUCCGCGAGUCCCUUGGGACCAGACACUGCCCCCGCUCUGCCCGCCCUGGCUCCGUCUCUGGUCUCGUGCGGGGAGGCAAGGACGCGGCGGCGGCGGCGGCGGCGGCGGGUGGGGGUGGGGGACGGCGAGCCCAAGCCUGGAGACCGGAAGAAGGCCGGGCUUUUCGGCUCCCUCUUUCCUCACGACUUCUGAGGUUUUGUCGCGACUGGCGCAGUCUGUGACUGCGGCGGGCAGCUGCCUGAGAGGCAGCCCUGUGCCAGUCAAAAUGCCAGUCAUGGUAGAAGACAUUAUGAAACUGCUCUGUACUAUUUCGGAGGAGAGGAAAAUGAAGGCUGCAUUCAAGCAUUCAGGGAAGGGGGCGCUGGUGGCAGGGGCCGUGGCUUUUGUUGGGGGUUUGGUGGGCGGCCCCCCCGGAAUAGCUGUUGGGGGGACAGUUGGUGGCCUACUUGGUGCUUGGAUGACUAGUGGACAAUUUAAACCAAUUCCUCAGAUCAUAAUGGAACUGCCCCCUAUUGAGCAACAGAAGCUUUUUAACGAAGCCUUUGCCAUUAUCAGAGACUUGGACUGGACGGAUGCGGUGCAGCUGACUGCACUGGUAAUGGGGAAUGACGCCCUUCAGCAGAAAUUGGCAUCAGUGAUAGUAAAUUAUGUCUCACAAACGCUUCGAGCAGAAGUACAGUAUGGAGACUAGCCCUCUCCAGUGAAUGGUUUUUACUGUGUAAUGCAGGGAUUUUCAUUUGGAUGAUUUUGAUGACUUUAGUAUAGAAAAAUAGCUAGUAAUUGCUGCUGCUUAUGUUUGAGGUGCCGGAACACCCUCAUUCCAGGUUUCUCCAGAAACCCGUGAUCCUUGAGUUAUCCCCAAACUGGGUUAAACUACCUAAAUUUAUAUUAAAUUGUUGAAGAAGUAUGGUAACAAGUUCCCAUAAUUAUUUAUAAAACAACUGUGGAUCCGGGUCCUACUCAAAAUGAUACCCAUUAAUAUACUUUUAAAGACUGUGAAGUUGUCAAAAACAAACAAAAUCAACAGUAAAGUUUGUGGCAAACGUUAAUUGCACUUUUCUAAAUUCACUUCAUCUCUUGUAAGAGUUUAAAAACAUGAUUGCCUUUUGGACUACUUUUCAUUUUUCCUUCUUGCAAUUACUUUUUUUGUAGCACCUGGGUAGUAGUUUCCUGUUGGUGCCCUCUCUGCCUUCACGGUUUUUAACAGAAAGCAUUUGUGAAAAUGUGUUUCACGUCUUACUUCUCCCUGUCAUUGUAUACCUCCCCAACUUAAGAAUCUGAAUUACCGUGAAAUUUCUCAGCAAGGGGGAAGAGUAAUCUGCUGAUUUCAGCGCAGUCCCAUAGGACUGAAGAAAGAAAUAUAAUAAAGGCUGUUCAGUGUUUGUGUCUAAGUCCCUUGACCUCUCAGUGCCUCGCUUUCCUCAUCUAUAAAAUGAGGGUAAUUAUUAUUAUUUUUUAAUUUUAAGUGGUUAUUUUCAGAGCAAACUCUUGUUAGUUCUUCUUUCCCGGGAUCAUGAGCCACCUCUCACAAAUGUUUCUUUUGACUUGCUAAUUGAUGUGUUGAGCUUCAGCUAUGCUCCACUUAAAACAUUUAGCAAAGAGGUAGUUCUUAUAGCUAAGGAAAAAAUUCAGAUUAAUUUUUUCUGAAUAAACCCUUUUUCUUAUUUAUUUCAUGAUGACCAUUCUAUAAUGCUUUCCAUAACAGUUUACCAGAUGAACUAGAUACCACCAGGACCUGGAAUUAAGGAUUGCGCUGUAGUAUAUAAGUCUUUUUAUGUUGAAAACACACACACAACAAAACUCCCUUGAAUUGGUUUGAACCUAACUUAGACACAAGUUCUUUGGGGAAGUUUAGCUUUCCCCAUCCGGUUACUGCUAAGAUAUAGGUGCAUAGUUCUCUCAGCACCACCACCCCCUAAACCCCCAAUUUCUAGUAGUUGCUGGAAGGCAACUGAAAUUCUUUCAGAAAUUUCCAUGCCCUUAAGACAAGUAUAAAAAAUUUAGAGUAAUGACUUUCUGCUAAGAGCUGUGAUAGUGAUAAGAAGAUAGUCAGUUUGUGAGUGAGGUUAGCUGCUUUACUUAGAGCCUUAGUUUUUCAUUUAGUUUGUGGGUUGUUUUUUUUUUUUUUUUUUUUUUUGAUAGAGAAAAGUUCAGAUUGACCCAAAACUCAGGUUAAUUUAAAUCCAUGGCAUAGAAAAAAGUCAAAGCUAGAAAAUACUGAAGAUGAAACUACAAUGGAAUGGAGACUGUAUUUUUCAGUGAAACUUUUCUUCAAAAUAAGCUUUAUCUUCUAUAUAGAAUACCAUAUCACAGACUGUAUUCUCACUAUUUUCCCCACAUAUAUGGUACUGACAUGACAUAGCAACUAUGACAUUUAAAUGUGUUGUUUAUAAUCGUGUUGGACAUUGCCUCAUUUUUCUUGUUCAUUACCAAACUCCCAAAUGCAAUCACUAAAGAUUUGUAUUACCUGAAGUCAGAAUUUGAACUGUAUGUUUGAUGCUGAGUUUUUUUUUUUCCUGAUUUGUAACAAACUCGUAGAAAGUUGCUUUUUUUUCUAUGUGAAGGGAAAAUUUAACCAAUUUUGAAAAAACAAUAAAGAUCUUUUAGUGUGCAUUUGAA
Antechinus flavipes (yellow-footed antechinus) is the source of this 3824-nucleotide messenger RNA. It is a transcript of the gene C2H19orf12, whose product is annotated as chromosome 2 C19orf12 homolog. The transcript is spliced from 3 exons. The record is from RefSeq and is a predicted model, not a curated record. NCBI's taxonomy places the organism in Eukaryota, Metazoa, Chordata, Mammalia, Dasyuromorphia, Dasyuridae. The coding region runs from base 1132 to 1896 and encodes 254 amino acids.